Messenger RNA from Vidua macroura (Pin-tailed whydah), 2813 nucleotides. RefSeq names its product telomere maintenance 2 (gene TELO2). Gene Ontology annotation, biological process: protein stabilization; telomere maintenance via telomerase. Gene Ontology annotation, cellular component: cytosol. Bases 24 to 2243 code for a protein of 739 amino acids. The transcript is spliced from 21 exons. The record is from RefSeq and is a predicted model, not a curated record. NCBI's taxonomy places the organism in Eukaryota, Metazoa, Chordata, Aves, Passeriformes, Viduidae. Gene Ontology annotation, molecular function: Hsp90 protein binding; telomeric repeat DNA binding.
UGCAGCGCGCUCCCCUCGGCGCGAUGGCGGUGGCAGCGGCGCCACCGGGGCCGGGACUCGCUCUCGAUGCGGGGCUGGACUCUGGCCUUGACCCGAGGGAGGCAGUUGGGGUCCUGGAGCAGUUCCUGCAGCAGGGCCGGGUGUCAGCAUUACUGUGGGAGGUCUGUCAGCCGCAGGCACAGGCAGGCUGCCUGGAACUGCAGGGUGCACUUCUCAACAAGAUCGUCUGUUUGCCCGAGCAUGUGAGCAGUAAACUCCAGGGGAAAAACCCACCAGUGUUCUUCCCACAGAACUACUUCCCUCUCCUGGGUGAUGCAGUUCUCCAGGUGCUAGAGAAGAUCUCUGACUCUCUGCGGGGUGGUUUGGACUGCUCCAUCUCUUUUGUUUCUCAUGUCCUGGGGAAGGUGUGCGUUCAUGGAUGGCAAAAGGAAAUUCUGGGAGUUUUGGUGCCCCGCCUGACAGACCUCACCAAGUCAGACUGCAUCUGGCAGAGGAUAUGCUGGCAGUUGGUGGAAUGUGUGCCAGACCGCUGGAUGGAAGCAGUGGUCCUUGGUUUUGUGCAGAGAGCACCUGGGGCAGAUGUCUUGUCCAGAUUGCUGGGUAACCUGGUUGUGAAGAACAAGAAGGCUCAGUUUGUGGUGGCACAGAAGAUGCUGCUCUUGCAAUAUGGCCACACGACGGCAGUGCUGCAGAACCUCCUUGGCUACCUGUCCCUGGACAGCGUCCGGCGCACCUUGUUACUCAGAGUGCUGCAGGAGCUGUUGGAGACCUGGAGCAGCAGCAGUGCUGUGAAACACUCCCCAGCUGAGCAGCAGCUGUACAUUAGCAAGGCCAUCCUCAUCUGCCUCUCCUACCUGAAGGAGGCUGAAAUUGCGAGCUGCAGACAAGAGCUUCUGACAAGCAUGAUGGAGGGUGUGAAAUGCCACUUGGAGAGCAGUCUGCCACAACUGCGGCGUCUGGGCAUGGUGGUGGCAGAGAGCAUCAGCUUGAACAUAAACACUGAGGGGCCCGUCCUGAAGUUUGAGUAUGAAGAGGACGAUGAAACAAGAGAAUUGAAGUCUCUUCUGGUGCAGACUCCAUCAUUCUAUGUUGUCCCCAGCCUUCUUGAUGAUGACAGGAGUGAGAAAGCAGGUGCUGCACUGCCAUUGGUACCAGAGAGUAAUGAGAAAUCCUAUACAGCAGCCCCUGUGAUGCCAGAUGAGUUGGAUGCUGAGCUUGACAGUGAUGAUGACCUCAUUCCUUAUGACAUGUCUGAGGAUAAAGAGCUAAAAAUUAAGGCUCCUGUGUAUAUCCGAGACUGUAUUGAAGUUCUGACUGGAUCAAGAUCUGAAGAUGUGGACAUAUGGGAAGCUACAGUCAAGGCACUUGAGAGCUUGGUUCGGAGGAAUCCAGCAGCAACAAGAGAGGUUAGUGUGGAGCUGGCAAAAAUAUUAUUGCAUCUGGAGGAGAAGACCUGCAUUGAAGGCUUUGGGGAGCUCCGUCAAAGAGCUCAAGUAGCUGUUUUAACCACGGACCCAAUACCUGUUGCAAAGUACUUGACCUCCCAGUUCUAUUCUCUGAACUACAGUCUCCGUCAGCGCAUGGACAUCCUUGAUGUAUUGGUUUUGGCAGCUCAGGAACUGUCCUGUCCCAAAUUUCAUGGGAAUACCAAGCAUUCUGGUGUCCAAAAGCCUUGUAUCCAGCUCCUUCCGGGAAGUGACAGCUCUAAGGGCUGGAGAAGAAUCGUUGAUGAGAGGAUCAAAAGCAAGACUCGGAGAUUUGAUACGGGUCAGUCUCGUGUGGAACUGGCUUCCCGCCCAAACGAGUUCAAUUCUGUUGCUGGGUAUUUCUUUUUCCCAUUGAUUCAGCACUUUGACAGGCCUUUAACAACAUUUGAUCUUCUGGGAGAAGAUCACUUAGUCCUUGGAAGACUGGUCCACACUUUAGCAGUCCUGAUGUACUUGGCUGUCAACACUGUGGCAGUGACAGCAAUGGGAAAGGCACUACUGGAAUUUGUUUGGGCACUGCGUUUCCACACGGACUCGUACGUGCGCCAGGGCCUUUUGUCCUGUAUCUCCUCCCUGCUCCUCAGUGUCCCUACGGAACGGAUUCUGGCAGACAUGACAGAAGAGCUGUUGGAGACUCAGUCCUGGCUGGGAGAUGUGAUGGAGAAAGACCCUGAUGGGGACUGCAGGAGGCUGGCCCUGCAAAACUUGCUGCUAAUGGAGAACCUGAAAAAUAAACUUGAAGCUGUUCCUUCCUAGCUGAAGGGUAGCGAUAAGCCUAAAGGAAUGCAGAGAUCACUGUCAGAGGGAGCACUGCCACAUGGGGCCCCAGUAAACCAUUUCUUUACACAUGAGAAGUGAAGUUCAUCAGUACAGCUGGAGGAACUCGCACCUGGCACCCUCAUGUUUCAUCUGAGCAACAGGCACUGGACCUGUUCAGGGGGUGUGUGGCACAUCUGCCCUGAAGGAGCGAUUCACUAUUUCCUCAAGUAACUGCCAUUUUACAGUUUUCUCUGGCCAGGUAGCAAAUACAGUGUGGUGGCAUUGCUGAGGCACACACCCAGAUGUACCCUCUGUUCUCAUUGAAUUAUUGGGAAUGGUUAAGAAUCUACCACCAUUUACGCUCCUGUGAGCUUUCCUUUUCUCUUCUCCCAUAGAAUGAAAAAUAACGUUCCUGAGCUGUGCCUCACCCUGCUGCACAUAUUCCUGUGUGAGAGCCAUGCUCCACCAAGCUGCACAGGUGGACAAUGUGGCUUCUGUAGGUUAGAAGAAUUUAGACUUCACUUACUGUAUGGAAUUCCUCCACUUGUGCAUAAUGCUGAACCAAAA